Caenorhabditis bovis is the source of this 1776-nucleotide messenger RNA. The record is from the annotation of a GenBank genome assembly. NCBI's taxonomy places the organism in Eukaryota, Metazoa, Nematoda, Chromadorea, Rhabditida, Rhabditidae.
AUGCAAAAGGAAUUGAUGGAGGUCACUGAUCAGGGUUCAAGGCCGCUAUCAUUGAAAGAUCGCCUGAAGACGCCUUACUACAACGCAGUGCUCAAUGAGAUUCAUAGGCAUGCUUCGAUUCUCAACGUGAACUUCUGGAGGAUCAAUCACGAGCGUACUGAGAUUGCCGGGCAUAUUGUAGACGCUGGAGCAAUCAUCUGCGCGCAACUCAGCGCCCUUCACAUCAAUGACGAGCUCUUCAAGGAUCAUGAGGAACAGAGAUCGACGAUGAUACUCCAAAUUAUAUUCACGAUUCUCCUUGUAUGGCUGUUUGGUCGGCAAUUCCAAAAGGCUUCAAGACUCCCGCCGGGACCUUUUGCUCUUCCCCUCAUCGGAAAUGUUCCCCAAAUUUUGUACUACGCUUGGAAGACUGGCGGCAUCGUUCCAAUGCUAUCCCAAUUUAGAAAGAAGUAUGGCAAUGUGUUCACCGUGUGGCUCGGCCCGCUGCCUACCGUCAGCAUCGCCGACUUCGACGUUGCCCAUGAGGUCAUGGUCAAGAAUGGCGGCAAGUAUGCCGAUCGUUUCACACCACCAACGUUUAAUUAUUUUAAGGAAGCCGGCGGGAUCUUCUUGUCCAACGGAAUCGAAUGGUCGGAGCAACGGCGAUUCACACUGCAGGUCUUCAGGAAUCUCGGAAUGGGCAAAGAUGCGUUCGAGGAGAGGAUUAUGGAUGAGCUGAAUUACAGACUGGCCAUCAUGGACAAAACGGCGGUGGACGGCGUCAGCGUGAUGAAGAACUCAGUGCUCUUCGAUGUCACCGUCGGCAGCAUUAUCAACCGAAUGCUGUUCAACUGGCGAUUCGCUGAUGAUUCUGAGGAUUUCUACAAGUUGAAGCGAACACUAGACAAAUCGUUGGAGGGGUUCACACCGAUCGAAUUGAUGCUCCCGAUGUGGAUGAUCAAGAUGUUCUUCAAAUCGAGACUGGAAGCGAAUCGCAAGAUUUUCGACGAGGUUAAAGAUUAUGUAGCGAAAGAGGCAAUGGAAAGAUUGGCGAAAGCGCGACGAGAUGAGCUCGUGCUCACCGAGGAAUCGGCUCAGGACUUCACCGACUUGUUCAUUGUGAGAAUUCUGAACGAUGAGAAGAAUGGAAUCAUGUCGACAUUCACGGAAGAGAAUAUGAGGGAGAUGGUUCUCGACCUAUGGCAAACUGGCCAGGAAACCACCACGUUGACAUUGAAUUCGGGAUUCGUCAAUCUCAUGAAGCAUCCAGAGGUUGUCGACAGACUGCGGAAGGAGCUGAUGGAGGUCACUGAUCAGGGCUCGAGACCGCUAUCAUUGAAAGAUCGCCUGAAGACGCCUUACUACAACGCAGUGCUCAACGAGAUACAGAGGCAUGCUUCGAUUCUCAACGUGAACUUCUGGAGGAUCAAUCACGAGCGUACUGAGAUUGCUGGGCAUACUGUAGACGCUGGAGCAAUCAUUUGCGCGCAACUCAGCGCCCUUCACACCAAUGACGAGCUGUUCAAGGAUCAUGAGAAGUUCAAUCCGGAUCGAUUCCUCGAGGAUGCCACGCUCGGCAACAAGGUGAUCCCAUUCGGAAUCGGAAAGCGAUCAUGCCUUGGAGAAGGAAUGGCGAAAGCAGAGCUUUAUCUAAUAAUUGGCAAUAUUCUACUGAGGUAUGACAUCAAACCACACGGCGAGCUGCCGGACAAUAUGGACAAAUUGCCGUUCAGCGCGGUGAAAGUCGCGCCGAAAGUGGACAUUGAAUUUCGGAGGCUUGAGAAAAUUAAAUGUUGA